Molecule: messenger RNA, 1261 nt
Organism: Centropristis striata (black sea bass)
Lineage: Eukaryota; Metazoa; Chordata; Actinopteri; Perciformes; Serranidae
Product: zinc finger protein 239-like
Exons: 2
Coding region: 1-849 (282 amino acids)
Source: RefSeq, a predicted model, not a curated record
AUGGAGGAGAACCAGGACCCGGAGGUCCCCAGUAGACCAGCAGCAGGCUCGAGCUCUGAAAAACAAGAAAAAAGAGAGGGACUCAAAAAUCACCACUGUCAGCUCUGUGACAAAUCCUUCACAACGGCUCAUAAUUUAAAGAUACAUCUACGGGUUCACACCGGAGAGAAACCGUACAGCUGUGAACAAUGUGGGAAGGCUUUCACCACUGCACAGCACCUGAGACGGCAUUUACUCGUUCACACUGGAGAGAAAUCGUACAGCUGUGACCAAUGUGGGAACGCUUUCACCACUGCGCAGCACCUGAGACGGCAUUUAUUCGUGCACACUGGAGAGAAACCGUACAGCUGUGACCAAUGUGGGAACGCUUUUACCACUGCUCAUUACCUGAGACUACUUCAACGCAUCCACACGGGAGAAAGACCAUACAGGUGUGACCAGUGUGGGAAGGCAUUCAACAGUGCACAGUCCCUGAGACGGCAUCAACACAUUCACACUGGAAAGAGACCUUACAGCUGUGACCAGUGUGGGAAAGCUUUCACCACUGCACAGCACCUGAGACAGCAUCAACGCAUUCACACUGGAGAGAAGCCGUACAGCUGUGACCAGUGUGGGAAAACCUUUUCACAAAGUAGUACCCUUGAUUGUCACCGACGUGUUCACACUGGAGAGAAACCAUACAGGUGUGACCAAUGUGGGAAUGCUUUCACCUCUGCUCAUCACCUGAGAACACAUCAACGCAGCCACGCUGGAGAGAAACCCUACAGCUGUGACCAGUGUGGGAAAGCUUUCACCACUGCACAGCACCUGAGACGGCAUCAACGCAUUCACACUGGAGAGAAACCGUAGUGGUGUGAACAAUGUGGGAAAACCUUAUUACAAAGUGGUCAGCUUAAUGUCCACUGACACGUUCACACUGGAGAGAAGAGUAGAGAGAGUAGUAUCCUUAAAAGACAACAACACGUUCACACAUAGUGUUCUUAAGCCUUUUUUAGAGCCAAGCUAGCUGUUUUUCAUGCCUCCUCUCCAUGUACUGUGUUGUUAUAUUCUGAGCUUCUCUCUGAAACUAAAGACUGACAGCAGUAACUGAGUCUGACUGCGGUGGUUUGAUCCAGUGGGGAGGAAAAGGAGGUGAAUAAACAGAGACACAAAAACACUUCAGAGUUCAAACUGAAGUAACCUUUUUUUCUUGAGACAUUCUGACAAAAUCUAAAUAUUAUUGUAAACAUGAUUUGAUUUGACUCAAGUUGUUGCUUUAAUA